Messenger RNA from Baudoinia panamericana UAMH 10762, 1890 nucleotides. RefSeq lists its product as uncharacterized. Gene Ontology annotation, biological process: DNA repair. The record is from RefSeq and is a predicted model, not a curated record. Lineage: Eukaryota; Fungi; Ascomycota; Dothideomycetes; Mycosphaerellales; Teratosphaeriaceae. Gene Ontology annotation, cellular component: Smc5-Smc6 complex; nucleus. The transcript has 3 exons. Bases 208 to 1614 code for a protein of 468 amino acids.
GCAAUACAGUGAAGGCUGCGUUUGCGAUGGUAUUCUUCAGGCAAACGGGAUAGAUACAUGAAGGACGCAACAUCCGUCCCAACUGUACAUACCACCCAAAGUUGUCGUCACCAGCGUUUUGCAAGUGACCGACGUUGAGCUACGCGCCGUAAAGCAUCGCAAACACCUCAGAAAGCCUGACUGCGCCGCAAGGUAGCGUCAUGAGACAUGGCGCGUCGCAAUAACAGGCCGUCGUCUGCUCUGUCAUCGCGUUAUGCCUCAGCGACGCCAGCUUCCGGCAACAACUCCGACCAAGAGAACCAGGAUCCCGCAGCGAAUGCGCGGCCGAAGGGCAAGGCUCGCGCAAUGCCACCACCACCUUCACGCAACAGUCUUCCCACACCAAACUCAGAUGACAGCAUCGACCACCGCGGACAGAAGCGCAAGCGGAUAGAGCUGCGAACAGACGCAACGCAAGAUGACGAAGAAGACGACGCAGAUUCGGACGGUGGUCGGUUCAAGAAGUACUACGAACCCAAUCAGGACGCAGAGUCCCGAAGGCAGCUCAAACGGAAGAGUAGAGCAUUGGAACGCGAGUUCAACGAAAGCCGGGACGAGCUUUUGCGCGGCCGUGCGGACGCGCUCACCACCACUAUUAACCGCGCAAAUAAGAUCUUUGAAACUGUCAAGCAGACGAGUGAUGCGACAGUCGACUCUCGCUUACUUGUCAGUGUGUCAGACUUGGCGCAGAAGAAGACCGCGCACCUUGUGCUCGGAGACAGCAGCGCCGGUGUCGAUGUCGACGAGUUUCUCUCGAAGUGCAUCACAUACAUGCGCAAUGGUGGUCCCGCGAGCACGCAGGCUGAACCCGGUCCAAGCAACUCAAGACGGCGGCGCACGCGUGAUCCUCAUGACAGCGACGAUGAGGACGCCACCGCUGGAGAUGCAAUGGACUGGGAGUUCUUCGGCCGGAAUGCUUGCUUUCCUUACAUCUCGCGCCCUCCGGUACCUACAUUCCUGCUGGGCCCACUUUCAGUCGAGAAGAAGCAGCGCACGCAAACUCAGCGGCGCGCGAAACAGCGGAAGGAUACUGCAGGUCGCGAAGCUCGCCCAGAAGCAUUAUCAAAAGAUGACCUGCAACAAUCAGACGCAAAUGCGCUAACCGCAAUCUGCACACGCAUUCGAAGACAGCUACACAACCAUAUCAGACAGGCCGAAGCGAGCAUCGCACGAGCUGGCUUCACGAAGGAGGACAUGGCGACCGAGCGUGGCCGUGCGAUGCUGAAAAAGCAUCGUCUUGCCACGAACGGGUGUGUGCCACUCUUCGACUUUGUUCUCAAUCCACGAAGCUUUGGCCAGACGGUCGAGAACCUCUUCUACAUCAGCUUUUUGAUCAAAGAGGGCAGUGUCGGCAUCGCGCAUGACGAGAAUGGCUUGCCCACGCUCAAUGCAUCAAACCCUACAUCGCUAGAAGAGAAGCGUGAGCGGAAGAUCAGCAACCAUCAAGCUGUGUUCGCUCUAGAUUAUUCUACGUGGAAGGAGCUGACCCAUGCCUUCGAGAUAUCGGAACCGAUGAUUCCCCAUCGGGAGGACGAACAGCCUACGCAGUUGGGCCAACGAGGGUGGUACACAUAGCAGCGCUGGUCUUCUAUGCGUGUCCUUUGCAUUCGAGGUGCCUUUAUUGAGUUCGUUGAUUUACCAAUUAAGGACCUUUCGCAUAGCACGGCGCUGGAGGCGAACAAGCAGAUACCCGUUCAACUCAUAGAACUCUCACAUUCUUCUUUCGCACCAUGUUGCGGCAUGCUGUGCUAUUGCACUGACUGUUCGAGCAUCAAAGCAUGCCAUGGAAGCAGCGAAGGCAAGACUUCGAGGGGGCGUCAACCUCUGCCUACGAACAUCAAUGAGUGCUAA